GACUGCAUAUCGCAAAUGAAAUGAGUCAGUCGUGUAGUCGCUGUGUUAGGAUUACUUUGCCCGUCUAUUCUAUGCGUUAUUCGCUUUGCGUGUAGUGACAAAACAGAUGUAGUGACACCGACUCGAAAACAAAAAACGAACGAAACCACGAUGACACCUCAAUGCACACCAAUCUGCCACUACACGAAAAAACCUCUUUUAUCUCAAAAUAAUCACGUGACUAUGCUCAACUCCAGCAAAUCGAACAAAAAAAAGUUGAAAUGUGAUAAGGAAAAAAACAGGAUCAAGUGCGUGAUAGUGGGGGACCAAGCUGUUGGAAAAACUUCUUUGGCAGUUUCCUACAGUAAUGACAGUUUUCCUAGUGAAUAUAAACCGACUGCUUAUGAUAACUAUAACGUUGACGUUCUGGUGGAUGGAAAGCCAACCAGGGUAGAGCUCUGUGAUACAGCUGGAGAGGAUGAACUCGAUCCCCUUCGGCACCUCUGCUACCCUGGCACAGACGUAUUCAUGCUGUGCUUCUCCAUCGUCAAGCCCAAUUCGUUUUUCUCAGCGUGCAGCAGGUGGGCCGAGGAACUGAACCGACUAGGAGCUGCUGUAGUAUUAGUAGGAACUCAAGCGGAUCUCACGAGCAACAAAGAAGUCAUCAACGAGUUGAGGAAAGUUGGCCAGAGACCCGUGCUGUCUUCAGAGGCGAAAGGAUUGGCGGAAAGGCUCAACGCGCCUUAUAUCGAAACCUCGGCUAAAGCCUGCACUCACCUCAAAGAGGCUUUCGACAUGGCCAUUGUGAUAGCUUUAAAGAGACAAAAGAAGCCUAGGCAGGUGUGGAAGAAGUUCAUGUGCUGUGUCCGAGGAAUGGAUUAACACUACUUGGUAGACUCAUUAGUGCGUUUAUAUUUGUCACAAAUGGGUCACUGGGUUGUUUUCUUUUUCUGGCCAAUUAGCCACGUCGGGCAGUUAUUCUGUGAUAUAUUUUCAUUUUCAAUGCCCUGUAACUAGUUUAUAAGUUUUAGAAUGUCUCAAUAUAAUGUAUGCAUUAAGUCUAGUAUGUAAGUAAUUUCAUGAUACAAUAUGAUAUAACAGAUUUUUCAGUUACUAGGGAGUCUAUGAAUCAACUAGAUGAAGCAAAUUUUCACUACAUAUCACACGUGUUUGGCAAUUGAAUGUCUGGAAUGCCAGACUUAGAUAUACUAUAAUUGAAUUUCUGGAUUGACCAGCGUUUAUUUAUUUCAAUCAUUUCGAUUCUGUUGAAAUAUGUAUAUGCAUUUCUAGUUUCAAAUAUUGUUUGACAGUAUAUUUUCUUUUUCUUUAUUGUACAAAAGUGAAUUUGUUUUCAAUUAUAAUAGUCAACAAAAACCCAAUUGUGGAUAAUGAAAUAAGGGUCCCUAUGAACAAAUUCAAUUUUGUAUUAAUGCGUUUUUGUUGAAACAGUCCGUAUUUCACUUGGUGAAUGAGUUUUUUAAAUGUUGUAUACAGAAAUAUCUGCUCUUUUUAAAAGCUGUCAAAGAUAAUAACAAAUUUUUCAGAAAUUAGAUAUCAGCGCAGAAUUUGAAAACUACAGAAUUUUUAGUAUCUCUUAAUUCUUUCAUGGGCCUAAUUUUGUUUUCAUAGCUCCCUAAAAUCUGAAAAAAUAACUUCUGAAGUAAGAAUUAAUUAAAAUAUCAUCUAUUUCUUUAGGAUAAAUCAAUGCAGAACUCAGCACUUUUCUAUAACUGAUUCCAGAUUGAAAAUAGUGUUUUCAAAAACUUUGCAGUCGUCACUGAACAUAUUUUUCAAUAACUUACAAAAAUGUUCCAUAUUAUGGGAAUCAGUGAGUAUUUUUUCAAUAUUGGUAAAUGUGUCUAUUUUUGAUUGUAUUUUUAUUGGGAUUCUCACAACUGCGAAACUUUUUCCUGAAACCACAUUCGUUUCAAGCUCUGUCGAGUAAAAUCAGAAAGCGGAAAAUUUGUUGAAAUUCAUAUUUAACCAACUAAUUACCUGAAAUGACGCAAGUGUGACAAAUAUGUUUAUCUAACGAUUAAGAUGCAAUAGAACAAGUCAAUACAUUUGUGUCGUUGUGUCAGCGUUCUCGAUUCUGGGGAUUCUUAACACAUCUAAAGGAGAGUUAAAAACGUUCCACUUGCAUGGAGAUACAAUUGAAUGGAUGUUGUGGUUGCAGAAAAAAUUAAAGUAUUUCGAUUUGAAAUCUGUCAAUCAACUUUAACUGAACUUAUUAUUUCAGAGUAACAAGCUAAAAGGGGGCAAAUCUGUCAGAUUUAACUUUCACAGAAAUGUUCUUAGAGAAAUGAGGCUUAUAAAGAGCAUUUCAAGAACGUCAUCUUUCAAAAUGUAUUCAUCCACAAAUAAAUACAAGUUGGAUCCCUUUAGUACCUCUAUUUGUAAACCUUGAAUUGAAUUUUUUGAAAAAUAUUGAAUUGUCUCGGAAUUAUCCUAUAAUUGAACCUGCAUAUUUUAUCAAUUUAGGUUUUUCAAUAUAUGUAAUAACUCACCUUUGUACCUCUACAGUUAAGUUGUAAAUUUAAACCAUCCAUUAGAAAGUCCUUGAUUUAUAAUAUAGCCCUAAAAUACUAUGACACCAGGUGAAAUUUACGACUGAACUUCCAAUUUGAAAUUGAAAGGGACCAUCGAUUCAUCAAAUCUCAUGGUUUUUGUCUCUCUUUUUGUAUUGCAUGUAUUGAAAUGUGAUUAAAUGUCAUACAAUUUUAAAGUUUGUAAUGUAACAAAAUUCUUCCAUUUUGUGAUAUGUUGGGUAGUGAUGUGUAGGCAAUAUUCGACUCAAUACUUUAAUUUUUAAUGUAUUAUUUGUUGUAAGGAAUUAAUAAAAAUGGAAAAAAUCAAA
Messenger RNA from Leptinotarsa decemlineata (Colorado potato beetle), 2836 nucleotides. RefSeq names its product cdc42 homolog. The record is from RefSeq and is a predicted model, not a curated record. Gene Ontology annotation, biological process: small GTPase-mediated signal transduction. Lineage: Eukaryota; Metazoa; Arthropoda; Insecta; Coleoptera; Chrysomelidae. Gene Ontology annotation, molecular function: GTPase activity; GTP binding.